Molecule: messenger RNA, 1089 nt
Organism: Symbiodinium pilosum
Lineage: Eukaryota; Dinophyceae; Suessiales; Symbiodiniaceae
Source: the annotation of a GenBank genome assembly
AUGGUGGUUUGCGAAGUGGUUCGGUUGAGGAAUACAACUCCCUGCACCUUUCACAUCCAGGCCGAGGACAUUUUCCACAGUUCGCCGAAAAUCGAUGGGCACCCCAUUGAAGAGGACCACCUUGAGGUCCCUCCUGGCUUUGAUGCAGAAGCUGAUGGUCUAGUAGUGCCCUGGUUCCUGACCUCCAUCGAUGGCUUGAUCAUCCGGGAGGCCGGCAGUGGCUGCGUUGUCCGAUGUUCCGUGGGGCCCAAGGUGGACAGUGCAAGCAACAGUGAUUGGUUGCAGCUCCACUGCCUGGAUUGGGACCCCGUGAGCGAGGAGAACUGGUUUGAGCUGGGGCAGCGCCAUUUUAUUGGAGCCAUUGGCCAAUCCGUGCAGUUGCAGCUCACGUUUCGGCAGCCGCGCCUGUUUUGCCCGCGGCCAAUUCCAGGCAGCAACCGCCUGGCUAAGGAGCCUGAGCAGAGGCUGCAGGUGCCCACCGAAGCCUCGGCACUUGCCACCUGGUUGUCGUUCGCAUCAGAGGUGGAAUCUGCUCCUGCAUGCACAGUGUUCCUCAAUGUGUAUGAUUUGGCUCCUGCGACGUCGGUCUUAAACUCGGUACUUUGCAAUACCAUGGUGAAGACUUUCGGCGCAUUCCACGCCACAAUUGAGAUCUACGGCCAGGAGUGGGGCUUCUACCGACAAGUUGAUCCGGAAGUUUGUGGCGUAUGCAGGAGCCGUCAGCCUCGCCAGCAUCCCAUCCAUGUCUACCGCCAGUCCGUAAACUUGGGUCAGACGCGACUCACGGAAGCGCAGACCUAUCGCUUGGUUCGCAGCGAGGUUGCCAAGCUCUGGCCAAGCAAGAGGUAUGACCUGAUCCACUGCAAUUGCAUUCAUUUCUGCGAUGAUCUGGCGAAGCGUUUGGGGGCCAAGCCUGUGCCUGCUUGGGUCCGAGGGCUGCAUGAGACAGGAGCUGCUGCUGCCUCGCUGGUGCGCGCGGCCUCCGAGAUGGGUCGCAUGUUGGGCUUUGGGAGGGAACCGCCGCAAGGCGGACUCGCAGCUCAGGGGCAGCUUGCUGAUGAAACGCAGGCGGCAGAAUCCCGCACUUGA